Molecule: messenger RNA, 878 nt
Organism: Vitis riparia (riverbank grape)
Lineage: Eukaryota; Viridiplantae; Streptophyta; Magnoliopsida; Vitales; Vitaceae
Exons: 5
Coding region: 211-732 (173 amino acids)
Source: RefSeq, a predicted model, not a curated record
GGGCAUAUUCAGUUGAAUAGAAGAUUAGAGAGAGACAGAAGAAGGAAGAGAGAAGGCAGCCAAAGACCGUUAGUUCAAAGAAAAAGAGAGGAGACCGAAAACAAACUCCUCUUAUUUCUCAAAUUUUUUGUCAGACCAUCUCUCUAUCUAUCAAUCAAUCAAUCAUUCAAUCUCGUCUGCGUGUUCCUGCCCUAGCCCCAGGGGAGGAGGAUGAUGAACCAGGACGCUGAGGCAUCUUCUUCCACCACCACCUCUCAUUACUCUUCUUCUUCCUCCAUCCUCUCUAAUUACCCGCUUCUCGCAGCUCUCCUCUCCUUCGUUCUUGCUCAAACCAUCAAGGUCUUCACCUCCUGGUAUAGGGAUAGACGAUGGGAUCUCAAGCAACUUGUUGGGUCUGGUGGAAUGCCAUCGUCCCAUUCUGCAACUGUUACAGCUCUUGCUGCAGCCAUUGGGUUACAAGAAGGCUUUGGAGGAUCAAUGUUUGCAAUAUCAUUGGUCAUAGCAUGCGUUGUUAUGUAUGACGCAUUUGGUGUGAGAUUACAGGCUGGACGUCAAGCAGAGGUUCUGAAUCAAAUUGUUUAUGAGCUCCCUGCUGAGCAUCCUCUGGCUGAAAGCAGACCACUGCGGGAACUUCUUGGCCACACCCCUCCUCAGGUUAUUGCUGGUGCAGUGCUGGGACUUACCACAGCAUCUAUUGCCUAUUUGAUUGUGAUGGCUCGAAGUCGAGCUUGACGCCCAGAUAGAUCAGUAGAUAUCAUGUCUUGGGACUGAAUCGGAUCUCGCAAAUCUGUCAUGAGAAAAAAAAAAAAAAAAAAGGUUCUUAACAUGUGAAUUUCAACCAUUUAUCAUCUAUGAUUCAGUUAGCACAUUGCAUUGAA